GGCCAGUGGGUGCCGGGCCCCCCAGCUUCCUCAGGGCAGACCAUGGACUCCCUAGUCGAGUCUCGGUGGCCUCCAGGCCUGGCGGUCAUGAAGACAAUAGAUGAUUUGCUGCGCUGUGGAAUUUGCUUUGACUAUUUCAACAUUGCAAUGAUGAUUCCUCAGUGUUCACAUAACUACUGUUCUCUCUGUAUAAGAAAAUUUUUGUCCUAUAAAACACAAUGUCCAACUUGUUGUGUGACAGUCACAGAGCCGGACCUAAAAAAUAACCGCAUAUUAGAUGAACUGGUAAAAAGCUUGAAUUUUGCACGGAAUCAUCUGUUGCAGUUUGCCUUAGAGUCACCACCCAUAUCUCCUGCUCCCUCCUCUUCAAAGAACCUUGCUGGCAAAGUAAACACUCCUGUAGCCUUCAGACAUUCUUUAAAGCAAGGAAGCAGGUUAAUGGAGAAUUUCUUGAUCAGAGAAAUGAGUGGUUCCACGUCAGAGUUGUUGAUAAAAGAGAAUGAAAAAAAAUUGAUCCUUCAGAAAGAAGUGAGCACUUCUUCAAAGACCAAAGAGACCCCUUCUAUAGAAAAGACAGCUCCACGUUCCUUAGAUGCUCAUGUUCCUGAGACACCUUCUACGUCAACUUUGAAACAGGUUACCAGAGUGGAUUGUCCUGUUUGUGGGGUUAAUAUUCCAGAAAAUCACAUUAAUAAGCACUUAGAUAGCUGUUUAAUGCGUGACGAGAAGAAGGAAAGCCUCAGAAGUUCUGUUCACAAAAGGAAGCCUCUGCCCAAAACCGUAUAUAACUUGCUCUCGGAUCGUGAUUUAAAGAAAAAGCUAAAAGAGCAUGGAUUAUCUAUUCAAGGAAAUAAACAACAGCUCAUUAAAAGGCAUCAAGAAUUUGUACACAUGUACAAUGCCCAGUGUGAUGCUUUGCAUCCUAAGUCAGCUGCUGAAAUAGUUCAAGAAAUUGAAAAUACGGAGAAGACUAGGAUGCGUCUUGAAGCUAGUAAACUCAAUGAAAGCAUAAUGGUUUUUACAAAGGACCAAACAGAAAAGGAAAUAGAUGAAAUUCACAGUAGAUAUCGUGAAAAACAUCAGAAUGAAUUUCGGCUUCUGGUGGAUCAGGCCAAAAAAGGAUACAAGAAAACUGUUGAAAUGUCAAAAAAAAAAGUAACAGAAGAAGAUGGAUCUACAGAAAAGCUGUUACCUGUAUUUGUGGAACGGGAAGAUAAAAAAAUGAAAUUCUCAGAUACUUCCCCCAUAACAAACCACUUCUCUCAAUCAAAGCUGGAAUCCCCAGGGAGAAUGGAGCCUGAUAGACCAGAUGAUUCUUCCAGUUGUACUGAUAUUCAAGAAGAAGCUCUUUCUUCAUCAGAAUCAGACUCAUUCAAUAGUUCCAGUUCAGACAUCAUAAGAGAUCUUCUAGAAGAAGAGGAAGCCUGGGAAGCAUCACAUAAAAAUGAUCUUGAUCUUCAAGACGCAGAAAUGAGUCCAGUACAAAAUCGUCGUACGAGGUCGUCUGAGAAUGCUGAGAUUGAGCCGAGCAAUAAGAGGAAUAGGAAUUAGCGAGGGCUGUGCUGACUUUUCUACUCUGGUGAUUGGAGUGUGGUACUUUGGGUUGCUACACAGACUUCAUAUUCAUAAAUGCCCAAGUGAAGGUGUUGACUUCUCAAUUUGAUGGUUUGGCUGAUUUUCAUUAUUUUUGCCUUUCCUGGGAAAAAAAGUUAUAAAACAUCCUCACUUGGUCAAUUAAACCCUGUCUCUAAAACAUCUCUCUCUAAAAAUAUUGACAUCCCCAAGUCUGCCAGCUUUGCAGGAUAUAUAGACAUUUUGGCACAGAGUUUUAUAAUGGUUUUGUUUCUAAAUUUCAGGAUAUCCUUAAGGCAUUCUCCUUUUCCAUGGAGAAACUAACUUGAGAAGAAGAUUCUUUUCAACCUCUCUAUCACAAAGAGCAUCUGAGGAGUUAAGAGCUUUUGUAUUUUUGCAAAGGCAAUAUGUCAUAAAUCACCUCUUUGGUGCAUGUCAGCCCCUGAUGCCUGGAUGCCAGCAUGCCUGUCACAGCAUUUACAUGAUGGUCUGCCCAAGUUUAAUGUAGUCAUUUGUCACUUGGAGUAGCAUGUUGAUAUCGAAACUAAAAAUCACAAACACUAACUUAGAAACAAACAUUGGGUAUAUUCUUAGGAAAUGGCACUUCAAAAUAAUAUUAGUCUUUUUUUUUUUCACUUGGGUAAAUCAGAUCUUUAACACUCUGAAUCUUAGCUAUUAAACAGAAUGUAAUAAAUGAAUUUUGUAAAUGAAUAGACUGUACCAAUUUAAAAUAAUGUCCUGGAAAAAGUGUCUUGUGAAUAGUUGAGUACAAGCUACAAAUCAUUGGAAAGAUUUGGUAAGAAAUCUUUGGACAGUGCAAACUCCACCAGUUCCCAGUUCCAUCCAGAGUUCCUUAAAGCCUCUCUUCAGCAUCUCAGAGCCAGCCCUCUCCACCCCUGCCCCCACAUCACUCCCAGCCCAAACACAUCAGCUUUCAAAUAACAUGACAGCACACAUACCAAUGUUAAAACAAUAAAUUUAUGAAUGUGCCAGAGACUUUUGUGACUUCCCCUUUCCAAAGAAUGUCUCCAUUGAAUUUGGCUUUUUUGCUAUGCUUUCAGGUUCCUGGAUUAUGUGUGGGGUCUCAUUAUGACUUAGAGUUCAGCAUUUUCACACUUAAAUGGACAUUUGUUUUCUUUUGAGUUCCUUGAGCUUCAAAUGGUUAUGAAAGUAGUAAUUACUACUUUAAUUGCAGCUGCAAAAAAAAAAAUCCAAACAAAUAUGAAAAUCUAAUUGGCUUUAUUCAAGGAUUUAUGAAUCGGGUAGCAUCCCAUUUACAAGUAGAAAUGAACACUGUACAAAACAGGUGGUUUUUAAUGGCAGAAACAGGGUGGAAAGAAGGAAGGAAGUCAUUAGCAAGAGAAAAAAGGAUUGCUGUAGGCAAGGUCACCUUUUGGGGGAAGGGUAGGUCUGUCAUGCAGAUGACCUCAUUAAUAUUGAUCAGGAAAUUCCAGAUUGACUGGUUAAAGUCAUUCCUGUAAUGCAAUUAAGUUUUGGUUGCUGUUGUGGAGGCAAGUGGCUCCAUUUUGGGUCAGUUAUUUCUUUUCCUUUCUUUUUUUUAAACACAGCAAAAGGAGUUUGCAAGAGAGUAGUGUCAGGUUUAAUCCGAUUGGUAGUGAAAUGAAAUAGGCCAGGCAAAAGUUGGUCGAGGCAAGCUUUUAAUGGGACAUGCCCUCAGGUUCCAAGGCCCACGGGAGGGAAAGUGUGGGGGAGCCGUGGGCACGGGAGGGAAAGUUGUGCCCAGGGGAGUACAAGCAGGCUUUUUAAGGGGGAGCGGUAAGGGAUUGUGAGUCUGUAAGGUGAUAGGUAUUAGGGCAUGUUACUGGUGGAAUCGGAAGGGGCCAUAACUGCUUAUGCCCUUAUAUGGGGUCUGGGUAAGGUAUGGAAGGUAUGGUUCAGGUUUCCUACAUAGUGUUGGACCCUGGCUCACGGGUGCCAACGUGGCCCGGUGGACGCCCCAGAGACCCAGACCCCAGACAGGCAGAUGCAAUUAGCAAGAGGGUUUAUUGAACGUUUACGCAAACGGGCUCUCCGCCUCCGAGGAGGAAAAGAGCCCCGAUUAGCAAUUACAGGUAUCUUUUAAAAGGCAAAAGAAAGAAACUGCCUAAAGACAAAA
This is a messenger RNA of Nyctereutes procyonoides (raccoon dog), 3688 nucleotides long. RefSeq names its product RAD18 E3 ubiquitin protein ligase (gene RAD18). Gene Ontology annotation, molecular function: ubiquitin protein ligase activity; single-stranded DNA binding. Gene Ontology annotation, biological process: protein monoubiquitination; DNA damage tolerance. Gene Ontology annotation, cellular component: nucleus; Rad6-Rad18 complex. The transcript is spliced from 13 exons. NCBI's taxonomy places the organism in Eukaryota, Metazoa, Chordata, Mammalia, Carnivora, Canidae. The record is from RefSeq and is a predicted model, not a curated record. The coding region runs from base 43 to 1551 and encodes 502 amino acids.